UGGCAUGGCGGCCUACCUCACCCACCAGCAGAAGGUGCUGCGGCUGUAUAAGAAAUCCCUGCGGCACCUGGAGUCCUGGUGUAUCCACCGGGACAAGUACCGCUACUUUGCCUGUCUGCUGAGAGAGCGAUUUGAUAAGAACAAGGAUGUGAAGGACAUGGUGAAAGCGACAGAGCUGCUGAAGGCAGGCGAGGAGGAGUUCUGGGCAAACCAGCAUCCUCAGCCGUACAUCUUCCCCGACUCCCCCGGGGGCACUUCCUAUGAGAGAUACGAGUGCUACAAGCUUCCUGAAUGGUGCUUGGAUUACUGGCAUCCCUCCGAGAAGGCCAUGUAUCCCGAUUACUUCGCCAAACGAGCGCAGUGGAAGAAGCUGCAGCGGGAAAGCUGGGAUAAAGAGGUUAAGCAGUUGGAAGAAGAAACUCCAGCUGAUGGUCCGCAGACCGAAGCUUUGCCUCCGGCUCGUAAGGAAGGGCACCUGCCACCCCUGUGGUGGCAUUACGUCACAAGGCCACGUGAAAUCCCCAUGUAAAGCGCUGCUUCGCGCUGGAAUUCAAGCGGCCUGUCCGCUGGACCCAGUAGGCGCGUCCAUGACUGCAUGCUACUCCUAGUCACACAAAAUAAAGCCAAGUAAAG
This is a messenger RNA of Eurypyga helias (sunbittern), 633 nucleotides long. RefSeq names its product NADH dehydrogenase (ubiquinone) 1 beta subcomplex, 9, 22kDa (gene NDUFB9). Gene Ontology annotation, biological process: mitochondrial electron transport, NADH to ubiquinone. Lineage: Eukaryota; Metazoa; Chordata; Aves; Eurypygiformes; Eurypygidae. The record is from RefSeq and is a predicted model, not a curated record. The transcript is spliced from 4 exons. Bases 5 to 529 code for a protein of 174 amino acids.